Molecule: messenger RNA, 787 nt
Organism: Copidosoma floridanum
Lineage: Eukaryota; Metazoa; Arthropoda; Insecta; Hymenoptera; Encyrtidae
Biological process (GO): regulation of transcription by RNA polymerase II; developmental process
Molecular function (GO): protein dimerization activity; RNA polymerase II transcription regulatory region sequence-specific DNA binding; DNA-binding transcription factor activity, RNA polymerase II-specific
Source: RefSeq, a predicted model, not a curated record
UUGGCACGGGGAUGGCGACGCAUCCGCUCUUCGACUACGACGACAGGGGCCACAGGUUUCGGCACAGGCUCGGCGCCGUCGGGGACAAGCCGGCCGACUCGCCGGUCUCUUGCGCGAGUUCGCAAUACUAUUUCGGGCCCCCCAACAACGACAUUACCGAGGAGGACAUUGCGGAUUUGCCGUCGUGCGUCUACGCUGGUAGGCCCUCUCAGCAGCAGCAACAUCAGCCGCAGAUACCCCAGCACGCGAUCCACCCGGUGCAUCAUGGGCAGCCGCCUGCGCUUCAUUACCAUCACGUACCUGCUGCCACGGCUGAAAUCGCGGAAAACGAGGCGAGCGGCGGAGAGGACGGUUACUACCCGAACGGCAGCCCCUACAGAAUCCAAAGACACGCGGCCAACAUACGCGAAAGGAAACGCAUGCUCAGCAGCAUCAACUCGGCUUUCGAUGAGCUCAGGGUGCACGUGCCGACGUUCCCCUACGAGAAGCGCCUCUCCAAGAUCGACACCCUCCGACUCGCCAUCGCCUACAUAUCCCUACUCCGGGACGUCCUGGCCGCCCGUCUCGACCCCAUCACUUACGUCGAGCGGUCCCUCCGAGGCGAGAUCAACGGCGAACGAGCACUGUGGAACACCAGUGAUCUGACGGCUAGGCUUUCAUGGAUCAAUUGGGAAAACCUCGGUGUCAAUCCGAAUCGGCGCUCGGUACUCACCUCGCUGACCCUCACCAGUGACAAUAUGAACUGAAACUUUGACUUAAGGGAAAUGGAAAAUAAAUAUGACACAGA